Messenger RNA from Helianthus annuus (common sunflower), 1564 nucleotides. RefSeq names its product UDP-glycosyltransferase 83A1. The transcript is spliced from 2 exons. Gene Ontology annotation, molecular function: calcium ion binding; UDP-glycosyltransferase activity. The coding region runs from base 29 to 1417 and encodes 462 amino acids. NCBI's taxonomy places the organism in Eukaryota, Viridiplantae, Streptophyta, Magnoliopsida, Asterales, Asteraceae. The record is from RefSeq and is a predicted model, not a curated record.
ACAAAAAAAAAAAGACCAAUAGGAUAAGAUGGAAAUGGCUCAUGUUAUAGUUAUACCUUAUCCAGCACAAGGACAUGUAAUCCCUCUGAUGGAGCUAAGUCAACGUUUGGUCAAUCAAGGUGUCCGAGUCACGUUCGUAAACACAGAGAUCAAUCAUGAACUUGUAACAAGCACCUGGGUAGAAAAAGAUAGUUUCAAAGAACUGAUGCAUAUGGUUUCCAUCCCAGACGGGUUGGAAUCAUGGGAAGACAGAAGUGACCUUGGUAAGUUGACCGAGUCGAUAUUAAAAACCAUGCCUGGUAAGCUAGAAGAACUUAUAGAGACAAUUAACAACCAAGGCACACAUAAGGUUACCUGUGUUAUUGCUGAUGGUUGUGCGGCAUGGGCUAUACGAGUGGCAAAGAAGAUCGGAACCAAAAGAGCAGUCUUCUGGCCUUCAUCAGUUGCUUCACUGGCCCCCGCGUUGAGCAUUAAAAAGCUUACUGAUGAUGGAAUCAUAGACAACAAAGGAAUCCCUAUAAAAGAUCAGACAAUUCAACUGUCACCAAACAUGCCACCUAUAAAACCUUCAAACCUCCCAUGGUCCUUUGUCGGUGACUUAGCAACGACAAAAUCAGUUUUUAAAAUAUCAGUAGAUGUAGCAGAGGCUGCAACGAUGACGGAAUGGAUUACUUGCAACUCUGCUAAUGAGCUGGAGCCUGAGGAAUUUAGCAUAUAUUCCAAGAUUUUGCCAAUAGGGCCACUAUUGGCAAGCAACCGACUUGCAGAUCAAGCGGGUCACUUCUGGCAUGAAGACUUCUCCUGCCUAAAAUGGCUUGAUCAAAAUCCAGUAUGCUCAGUAAUUUAUAUAGCAUUCGGGAGCUUCACAAUAUUUGACCAGAGGCAGUUUGAAGAGUUGGCGUUAGGUCUCGAACUUAGCAACAGACCAUUCUUGUGGGUUGUGAGGCCAGGUAUGACCAAAGAGACUACAGUUUCCUACCCAGAUGGAUAUACGGAAAGAACACACACUCGUGGGAGGAUUGUGAGUUGGGCACCUCAACAGAAGGUGUUGGCUCACCCUUCUGUAGGUUGCUUCUUAAGCCACUGUGGUUGGAACUCUACUUUGGAAGGUGUGACAAAUGGAGUCCCUUUCUUGUGUUGGCCGUACAUUUCGGAUCAGUUUAGUAACCAAACUUAUAUUUGUGAUGUCUGGAAGAAUGGGCUGGGGUUUGAUAGAGACGAGGCGGGAUAUAUCACACGCGAAGAGAUUAAAAGUAAGCUAAAGCACCUGCUCAGUGACAAAACAUUUAAAGAAAUAGCCAUGAAUUUAAAGGAAAAGAUUAUGAGCAAUGUGGAGGAAGGUGGGAACUCACACAAGAAUCUUAGCAUCUUCAUUGACUGGAUACAAGAUAAAGAUACAUACAGGUGCCUAGAAUGAUCACACAGGCUUUAUAGUUUACACAUACCAAUACUAAUGUGAAUUAAUCAUAUGAUAAUAGUAGGGUUGUGCAAGUGUAAAUGGCAUAAUGGCACAGUGAUGUUAAAUAUCAUGAUUAGCCAAAUCGUUUGAUUCUCCUUAUUUUCA